This is a messenger RNA of Phalaenopsis equestris, 1227 nucleotides long. Its product is annotated as mitochondrial outer membrane protein porin 1-like. The record is from RefSeq and is a predicted model, not a curated record. The transcript is spliced from 6 exons. Lineage: Eukaryota; Viridiplantae; Streptophyta; Magnoliopsida; Asparagales; Orchidaceae. Gene Ontology annotation, molecular function: voltage-gated monoatomic anion channel activity. Bases 145 to 972 code for a protein of 275 amino acids. Gene Ontology annotation, biological process: monoatomic anion transmembrane transport. Gene Ontology annotation, cellular component: mitochondrial outer membrane.
AAAAUUGCAGAGUCGAUUCUCAUUUCUCCUUCACCUCGCACCUUAUUCAUUGCCCUUACGGGAGAAAAAUCCCUGCUUUUCUUCUUCCUCCUUCGAACUCCUAUAGAUUUUAUCUAUUUGUUUGAGAUUGAAGCCUGAGGAUAAAUGGGUCCAGGUCUUUAUUUGGAUAUUGGCAAGAGGGCAAGAGAUCUUCUCUACAAGGACUAUCUUACGGACCAGAAAUUUUCUCUGACGACUUACACUGCUACGGGAGUUGCAAUUACUGCAACAGGCACGAAGAAGAAUGAACUGAUCCUUGGUGAGAUACAGUCACAGUUGAAGAACAAAAACUUUACUGUUGAUGUUAAAGCAAACUCAAACUCAACUCUUUUGACAACUUUCACAGUGGAUGAGCUAUCUACACCUGGUUUGAAAUCAAUACUGAGCUUUGUUGUUCCAGAUCCCAAGUCAGGAAAGAUCGAGCUGCAAUACCUGCAUGACAAUGCAGGGGUUGCUGCAGGAUUUGGGUUGAGUGCAAAUCCAAACGUUAACUUUUCAGCCGUGAUCGGAUCUAAGACUCUCGCUCUUGGAUCAGACGUAUCUUUUGAUACAGCAUCAGGGAAUUUCACUAAGUACAAUGCUGGGAUCAGCUACAACAGUUUGGAUUUCAGUGCUUCCUUGACAGUGAAUGAGAAGGGAGACCAGUUAAGUGCAUCUUAUUACCACCUGGUGAACCCUUUGUUAAGCACAGCUGUGGGUGCCGAGUUCGCUCACCGUUUCUCGACUGCCGAGAGUACCCUCACAUUUGGGACACAGCAUGCUUUGGAUCCUAUAACCUUGGUUAAGGCGCGGAUUAACAACUACGGAAAGGCGAGCGCAUUGAUCCAGCAUGAGUGGAGGCCUAAAUCAUUCGUCACUAUUUCGACGGAGGUAGACACCAAAGCAAUCGAGAAAGGUUCUAAGGUUGGCCUCUCCUUGGCCCUGAAGCCCUGACAGCAACUCUUUUUGAAAAUUUAAUCAUGUGCUUUCAUCUUCUUGCCUUGAUUGGUGUCAUGCCAUUAAAAUGCCAAGGACUGGAGAUUACAUCAUGUUAACUUGACAAACAAUCUGUCCACUGUUUCUUUUGCUUUUGACUAGCUUUGAAAUUUCAAAGUUUUUUGCAGUCUGCUUUGGCCUCUUUUGGUAGAGAUGAGAAAACGAGGGCAGGUUUUGUGCUGGAGCAAUAAUUACAUGACUCAGAUUUUUUGA